Molecule: messenger RNA, 1560 nt
Organism: Rubroshorea leprosula
Lineage: Eukaryota; Viridiplantae; Streptophyta; Magnoliopsida; Malvales; Dipterocarpaceae
Source: the annotation of a GenBank genome assembly
AUUACUGGACUUGUAGGACUACAGACAAGCUUUGUAGGACUGUUUUUUGUGCGGUGCUGUUACAAUAGAAAUUGCUUGCAACAGUGACAUGAAGCGUAGGACACAUAGAACUGUUACUUGACCGCAUAAAGACUUUCAGUGUUAUCCACAUUAUUACUUCGGAUUGAAGAGCUUGCGAGGAAGAAAUGAAAAGUCAGGAGCCUUGUGUCGAUGAAGAUGAAAGUGACUCGGAAUCCGUAUAUUGUUGGUGGAGAGCGGCGGCCAAGUUUGAUGAGUGUGCAAGGAUAAGGUUUGACCUUCCCAACGUCUCAAGCCUGACGCCCAGAAUCAGACUGUUUAGGGAGCUGGAGAGAUUGGCUUUAAUUGCGUCUGACGGGCUUCAUGAGCUUCGACAGAAGCUUCACGGGUACCGUUCGGGUGAUUUCUGGGUCCCUACUGGAGGAAUUAAGAAGGAAGACAUGGACAUCCCACCUGUGAACGCAUUACUCUUGGUAGGGUUCUCUGGUUCCGGCAAGAGCUCGCUUGUAAACCUUAUGUAUAGUGUUCUUGGUCGGUCUGGACUCAUACCCUUUGCUCAAACAUCUUCAGGAAAUUGUUCCAAUCAGACAACUAUGUACUUGGAAGAACACAAUGUGUUGAGAUCAAUGCGAAAUGGGUUCUGCGUUUAUGAUUCAAGAGGGUUCAAUUAUGACCGGCCGAAAGAGGCUUUGGAUGAAUUGUCAAGUUGGAUAAGUGAGGGUGUUCACCAUAACCAGCUAUGUUUUAGGUACGGUGACUUUUCACUGAUGACAGAUGAGAUGGCGAAUGCUGUAAGAACAUCUUCGAAUUUCCUGCAAAGAAGAGUGAAUUGUGCAAUGGUGGUCGUAAACAUGGCAGAGGUCUACAAAGCUUUCAAAGCAGCUGAUCUUAAGCCCUUAGAAGCUACUAGACAGCUCUUCUGUUCCUCUGCCCUGCGCAAAUGCAAUGAGAACCCAAUGUUGAUCUUGACACACGGUGACUUGUUACCAACCGAGGAGAGGAUAGAGGCCAGGCUUGUAAUUUGUGAAUGUUUAGGCGUUUCAGAGAUCAAUGGAGUGUAUGACAUUGUGUGCCUGACAGAGUAUGGAUUUUUAGCUGAACAAUCCGAUCCGGUCUCUGCCUACGCCUUAACAGAAGCUGUUUACAGGGCAUUACUGAUCUCCGAUAGAGGCCACUGUCCAAAGAAAAAGCUUCUGGAUUGGGUAGUGCUGGUAUUGUCCUGGCUAAUGUGCUUCGCUGGAGCUUUCUUUGCUUUCCUUGCUGACAUUUGCACCAAACUCGGACACACAGAUCAUAAACUCAAGAGGUGAAGGAGAGAUCAAAGGAUUAUUGUCGAUAACAUAGGUACUAGGAUAAUAAUGUGUUCUUCCUAAUUCUAGUUUUAGAAGAGAUGACAACUAGAGAUUAGCCAACUUGUUGACUUGUAAUCUAUAACAAUUAGGUUGUAGUUAUAUGUCUCUAAUUGAUGUAUUAAUUUGCCACUAUGGUGGACAGUAAUGUGAUCUAUAACAUAAUUUCAAGUAAUAAAAUUUUUUUUACCUC